Messenger RNA from Tinamus guttatus (white-throated tinamou), 992 nucleotides. Its product is annotated as homer protein homolog 1-like. NCBI's taxonomy places the organism in Eukaryota, Metazoa, Chordata, Aves, Tinamiformes, Tinamidae. The record is from RefSeq and is a predicted model, not a curated record. Gene Ontology annotation, molecular function: G protein-coupled glutamate receptor binding.
GUGACGGAGCUAGAGUGUGUAAGCAGUCAAGCCAAUGCAGUCCACACACAUAAAAAAGAAUUAAACCAGACAAUACAGGAAUUAGAAUCUACACUGAGGAAAAAAGAAGAGGAAAUAGGAAGAUUGAAACAAGAAAUCGACAAUGCCAGAGAGCUCCAGGCACAGAGGGAUUCUCUGACCCAGAAGUUACAGGAAGUAGAAAUUCGAAACAAAGACCUGGAAGGACAGCUGUCUGAUCUAGAGAAACGUCUGGAGAAAAGUCAGAAUGAGCAAGAAGCUUUUCGCAAUAACUUGAAGACACUUUUAGAAAUUCUUGAUGGAAAAAUAUUUGAACUAACAGAAUUACGAGAUAACUUGGCCAAGCUAAUAGAAUGCAGCUAAAGGAAAUGGAAUUUCAGUGCCAAUCAGCUUAAAGAUGCACUGUCUCUCUUCAUAGGACUGUGUUGGGCUCUGCAUCAAAGUUGCACAAAAUUAGGAAAUGCUCCUCUAGAGGGCUUGUUUUAAAUUUGAGUCAUAUUUGAGUGUAAAAUUUAGAACUCAGCAUGUAGCUAGUUGAAGAAAAAAACACACAAAAAACUUCAACUACAAAUUACCUCCAUGUACAUUAUUGGCCAUAAAUAACUUGAGAGAUAUUAACAGUAAUUGAAUGCAAUCCUUUUCUAAUUAUUAGUGAUGGAAGAAUUAGCAUUGUCCCAGGUCACAACCCCUUUUUGUUUUAGACACGCUAUAAGUUAUCUGCUGUUUUAUUUAUUUAAUAUAUUUAAUUACUGUGUUUUGUGCAAAAACUUAGUGAUGACAGACCUGCAUUUUGAUGUAAUCCUAAUAAUUUCUCAGGAUACUUUGCACUGUUCUGAAGCAGUGCCAUUACGAAUUUAUACUUGCCAGGAGUGAGAGAGAGUUGCAUCUUUAAUUGAAACAUAGUUACUAUACCUGCUUGUAUUAAGUUCUUCCUUCAUGUUUUUUUGAUUGUUUUCUUUGUUUGUUUGUUUGUU